UUUGUCAAUUUAUCCGUGGCCACCAACCACUAAAAUCGCACGGUACUAAAAACCGGACCUAUCCAUUCCCUCUCUCUCUCACUCUUAACCAUUAUUUAAGAAGAGUUUCAUGAAAUUCUCCAAAGAAAAGAAAACACAGAGCAAAUCAGUGGCCGAAAAUGGUGAGAAGAUGGAAUGGAAAUGGAAGAAAAGAAAUAAUCAUCACAACAAUGGUGAUUGUGUGCGGUGGUUGCAUCGUGGCGGAUGGGAGGUGCGAUUUCCCUGCAAUCUUCAAUUUUGGGGACUCGAAUUCAGAUAGUGGGGGGUUCUAUGCUGCAUUUCCAUGGCAGACAGGUCCUUAUGGCAUGACCUUCUUCAAGAGGCCAUCUGGUCGAGCUUCUGAUGGAAGACUCUUCAUCGAUUUUUAGAUUAAAUCACUUGGACUUCCAUUUCUAAGCCCAUACCUUCAAUCUCUGGGCUCCAAUUUCAGGCAUGGUGCUAAUUAUGCUACAUUGGCUUCAACCGUUCUUUUGCCCAACACUUCCCUUUUUGUUACAGGGAUCAGUCCUUUUUCCUUGGCAAUCCAACUCAAUCAAAUGAAGGAUUUCAAGGCUAGAGUUAUUGAGCUUCAAUCUCAUGGGAUGGACCAUAAAACCUUACCUCUUCCGGAUGUUUUCGGUAAGUCGCUGUACACAUUUGACAUUGGCCAGAAUGAUUUUACGUCGAAUUUAGCAGCGAUCGGAAUAUCAGGAGUUCAACAAUAUCUCCCCAAGGUGGCUUCUCAAAUUGUUGCAACCAUAAAGGAAUUGUAUGACGACAGGGCACGCACAUUCCUGGUGUCUAAUCUUGCCCCUAUUGGGUGCUUCCCAGCAUUUCUCACCGAACUUCCACACAAUGCCACUGAUUUGGAUGGGUCCGGAUGCAUGAUCUCCUACAAUAAUGCAGUUGCUGCCUACAAUUUUAUGCUUAAUCAGAGCCUUGAUAAUGUUCGAAAACUACUUCCGAAUGCUACAUUAAUUUAUGUAGAUACACAUGCUGUCAAGCUUGAGCUCUUCCAACAUCCAGCCGCUCAUGGGUUCAAACAUGGAACAAAGGCAUGCUGUGGAACUGGAGGAGGUGCACACAAUUUCAACCCACAAGUAUUUUGUGGGAAUAGCAAGGUAAUCAAUGGGAGCACUUUGACAGCUUCAGCAUGCCCUAAUCCACAAGACUAUGUAAGCUGGGAUGGGAUACACCUUACAGAAGCUGCUAAUAUGGCCUUGGUUCAUGCCAUCCUAGGUGGCUCUUAUUUUUACCCUUCUUUUCCUCUGGGGAAGCUAUGUCAUCUUCACACCAUUGGAUAAUGUGGGUGAUAUCAAUCUAAUCACUUUUCCUAUUUGAUGUUGAUAAGUUUUCUUGAUAAA
Molecule: messenger RNA, 1382 nt
Organism: Amborella trichopoda
Lineage: Eukaryota; Viridiplantae; Streptophyta; Magnoliopsida; Amborellales; Amborellaceae
Source: RefSeq, a predicted model, not a curated record